This is a messenger RNA of Corylus avellana, 690 nucleotides long. RefSeq names its product photosystem I reaction center subunit N. Gene Ontology annotation, biological process: photosynthesis. The record is from RefSeq and is a predicted model, not a curated record. Lineage: Eukaryota; Viridiplantae; Streptophyta; Magnoliopsida; Fagales; Betulaceae. Gene Ontology annotation, cellular component: photosystem I.
GAAGGGAAACCUUAUCUUCAUCCACAAAACUCAGCAGAACUGGUGGUUGUCCUCGUAUCAAAAGAGACAGAGAGAGAGAAAGAGUUGUAAUGGUAGCUCUCUAAAUGAGUUCAAUAGGCCAAAGCAUAUUGAUGGCACUGACUGUUACAGUCAACAGGUUUGCUUCUUCAAACGUGCAGGCAGUCCAUAGAAGAGAAAGGAAAAGACCAACUGCUGCAACCACCACCACCACCACCACCUCAGAUUUAGGAAGGAGAGGCCUCCUCCUCUUAUCCACGGUGGCUGCUGCUCCCCAAGUCACUGUCUCCGGGACUGAGCUUCUUCAAAAGUAUCUGAAGAAGUCAGAGCAAAACAAGGCCAAAAAUGACAAGGAGAGGCUGGAAAGUUAUUACAAGCGGAAUUACAAGGAUUACUUUGAGUUCGUGGAAGGAUCUUUGAAGGAGAAGAAAGAGCAGCUUUCAGAAUCAGAAAAGGGUAUUCUUGAUUGGCUUCAAAAAAACAAAUGAAAAAGUCUAUUCGAAUUACUUCUGGAAACUAUAGAAGCUGCUUAAAAUGGUAUUCUUGAUAUAUAUGGUCAUUGUUGACAUGAAAAUCCAAGUGAUAUUAUUUGGGUAUACAGUACCCAGCUGAAUGAGUAAUCAUUUGUUGUUUAAAGCUCAUUUUAACUAAUUAGGACAAUUAAUUUACACA